Molecule: messenger RNA, 1116 nt
Organism: Pseudoliparis swirei
Lineage: Eukaryota; Metazoa; Chordata; Actinopteri; Perciformes; Liparidae
Product: delta-type opioid receptor-like
Exons: 3
Coding region: 1-1116 (371 amino acids)
Biological process (GO): G protein-coupled opioid receptor signaling pathway; sensory perception of pain; neuropeptide signaling pathway
Cellular component (GO): neuron projection; membrane
Molecular function (GO): dynorphin receptor activity; neuropeptide binding
Source: RefSeq, a predicted model, not a curated record
AUGGAAAUCACUCCAGUUGAAAUAUUCAAAGAGGACAGUAAGUGCUCGCUUGACGACUGUCCGGUGAAUUCUUCAGCCUGGAUGUCCGGAUACUCCGAGAGCCGCAAUGUGACCCACGAUGACAGCUGGGAGUCGGAAGGCAUGUCUCCCAUCAUCCCCAUCAUCACUGCAGUCUACUCCGUGGUGUUCGUGGUCGGCUUGUUGGGCAACUGCCUGGUCAUGUAUGUGAUCAUCAGGUACACAAAGAUGAAGACCGCCACCAACAUUUACAUCUUCAAUUUAGCUCUCGCCGACGCCCUCGUCACCACCACGAUGCCCUUCCAGAGCACGGACUACCUGUUGAACACCUGGCCCUUUGGCGAGGUGGUCUGCAAGGUCUUCAUCGCCAUCGACUACUACAACAUGUUCACCAGCAUCUUCACCCUCACCAUGAUGAGCGUGGAUCGCUACGUGGCCGUGUGCCACCCGGUAAAAGCCCUGGACUUCCGCACGCCGAUCAAAGCCAAGAUGAUCAACGUGUGCAUCUGGAUCCUGUCGUCAGCGGCGGGCAUACCUGCUUUCAUCCUGGGCGGCACCCAGACGAAGAGCGACAUCACCGAGUGUGCCUUGCAGUUCCCAGAGCCGUACGUCUACUGGGACACGCUGAUGAAGGUGUGCGUGUUUGUCUUCGCCUUCGUCGUGCCCGUGCUCAUCAUCACCGUGUGCUACUCCCUCAUGGUCCUGAGGCUGAAGAGCGUCCGGAUGCUGUCCGGCUCGAGGGAGAAAGACCGCAACCUGCGGCGGAUCACGCGGCUGGUGGUGGUCGUGGUGGCCGUGUUCGUGGUCUGCUGGACGCCCAUUCACAUUUUCAUCCUGGUCAAGGCGCUCGUGAGCAUCCCCGAAACCACCGCCAUCAUGGCCGCCUACUUCUUCUGCGUGGCCCUGGGUUACACAAACAGUAGCCUGAACCCGGUGCUGUAUGCCUUUCUGGAUGAGAACUUCAAGCGCUGCUUCAAGGACUUCUGCCUCUCGGCCAAACUGAAGGGGGAGAAGGGCUCGGGGAGCAGGAAGGCCCUCGGCGCGCGGGAGGCCGCCGUUCCCCUGGGGAACCCAGAUGGGACGAGAAGGCCGACAUGA